Molecule: messenger RNA, 2544 nt
Organism: Aspergillus chevalieri
Lineage: Eukaryota; Fungi; Ascomycota; Eurotiomycetes; Eurotiales; Aspergillaceae
Exons: 1
Coding region: 1-2544 (847 amino acids)
Cellular component (GO): NuA4 histone acetyltransferase complex
Molecular function (GO): protein binding
Source: RefSeq, a predicted model, not a curated record
AUGCCUCCUCUGUCGGCGUAUACGCCCUUCGAAUCGCUCCUCUUCUUCCAAUCCCUCGCUUCUACAGAUUCGCGUCCUUCCAACUUCGUCUCCAUCUCCGAUCUUCUCCGCAAUAACCCCUUCGUUCGUCAGAAUGUCGCCUACGAUGCCGACCGUUUAUCUCCGGAGGCUCUCGAGGACCUCUAUACGACCUUAAUGCGAGAUGGUCUGGAAACCGCUGCGACCGGACCGAAUGGUCACGCUACCGACUCUUCCGCCAACCCCAAGAAGCGCAAGAUCUCCAGUCCUCGACCCGACGGUGUGGGCGACGGCGUCGCACGUCAUUCCCGCAUGGUUCCCGAAUUAGUCGCUCAUCUGUACGCUAAAUACAAGGAGCUCGUUACGAGGGAGAUCAGACAGGAGGAGAAGCGCUAUCGGGAGAUCAGAGAUGAUAUUGAACGGAUACACAGGGAAGAACAGAAACCUCCACCCGUCCCCGUUCAGCCGUCUCAGGCUCAAGUUCCCGCAGGCGGUCCGGAGCCGAUGGAUUUGGAUGUCAAAGAGGAGGAGAAACAAAUCCAAAGACCGGUCGUGGAAGUCGCAGGCCAAAUCCCGACGACUCGCAUCGAGCCGCAGCAACAACCGCCUCAAUUACCACCGCAGCCCAGACAGUCGAACAUACCCCAACCGCCUCCGGCUCAAGAACCGUCUACCGCGCAGCGACCAUCAGUACCACAGCCCCCACAAGGCCAACCUUUACCGGAUCAGGUAUCACAGUUGCAGCAACCACUGCGGCCGCCGCAGCCUGUCCCGCACUCACAAACGGGUCAUCUACCACCACCGCAUGUCAACGGGAAACCACCUGUGCCACCUCAACCACCUGCUGUUGCGCCUCGCAAUCCUCCGAAUCAAUUACCUCCCACACCACCCGUUCCAUCAGGGCCCGGCACCAGUCCACCUGGGCCUGCGGCACCAGCCGUUCAGGGUCCCAAUGGCUCAAUUGCGCCCGGCGCCGCUUUCGCAACCCCUUCUGUUCCUACUCCAACUCCGCAAAGAACCGCUCAACAGGGUACUCUUCCUACACACGCCAAAGCUCCUCCUCAACUCCCCCCUCAACCCGCAUCUGGCUUUCAACAAUGGCCGUUAAACACGCCUACCCCUCAUACUCCGCAAACCCCCCUUCCUCCCCAUGGAACACCACAGCAUCCGAACACAAUUGCUGCUAGAAGACCAGUUCCAACACCUCAGCAAAUACCACAGACCGAACCUGGGAAACAGUAUCCACAAAUCUUUUCACCAGCAUUACCGACAACCCCCGGACCUCGUACCCAAGUCCAGACACCUCUUGCUGGUCCCCUUGGGGGUUUUGAGACACCCCGGGCUGCCUCAUUUUCGGACUCGCGCAGCUUCCACCAACACCGGCUGUCAAUUGAUACAUCUGGCUCUGCCACGCCCUGGAAGAGACCUCUUCGUUUGAGCAUUCCGCAGUCUCCUGGGUCGCCUGACCGGCCGCGACCAGAGGAUGUGAGUCCCAUCAGUGACAGGGCCCCGUCACCCGAGUUUCCGGAACCAGCACACCACCGGAGAAUGCAGCCUGCAGAAGACAAGAAGGUAACCAGGGCAGAAAAGAAUACGCUGUCGGGCCGAAAGAAGCGUGAGGAGAGCAUACCGUCGUCAAGAAGUCGGGGGCGUUCAAGAUCUGUAUCACAGGUCAAGGUCAAACAUGAGAUGCCCAGCACCCCAGCAGGUGUGCCAGAUGCCGUCGAGGCUGAGCCGCGUGCUACUGCUGGACGGAGGUCUCAAGAUGAACGUCCAGGCCGAGGUCGCCCGAAACGGAAGCGUGAUCCUAGUGAGCCGGGAGAACCAGAGAGUUUCCACGCCGAAAUCAGUCGUUUGGACUCGUCCCAGGCUGGUCAGUAUGUCUUGAGUGCGCGCAAUUUUCCCCGAACCGGAGCGCCCAUUAUGAACGAUGUUACUAUGCACAAGCACGCCUCAAUCUUCACCAAGCCAUUGACGGAACGGGAAGCGCCAGGUUAUCGAGACCUCAUUUACCGGCCGCAGGACCUGAAAUCGAUAAAGUCCUUGAUCCAUCAGGGAAGUAAGGCCGUAACCGCUGCCACAGAAGCCGCCAAUACGCCCGCUGCAGAUGGAGAGUCACCGGCUCCGUCAGGGACGCCUUCGAAGAAUGCGGUGCUAAUGCUACCCAAGACGGAGGAUGUCAUCCCUCCAAAGGCGGUGGUCAAUUCAGCCCAACUUGAGAAGGAGUUGAUCCGCAUGUUCGCGAACGCCAUCAUGUUCAACCCGAUCCCUCAACGCGGGUUUGGUCCGGCUUUCCCCAUGAUCAGCGAAAGUGGAUCAAGAGAAAGCACACAAAUUCCCGAAGCAGACGAAGGGGGCAUCAUCAAAGAUACCGUGGAGAUGUUUGAAGAUGUUGAACAGGCAGUCACCCGAUGGCGGGCAGCAGAACGCACUGCGGAUGAAUUGGCCAGCAAGAGCAUCCUUUCGCUUCGCAGAGCGAGUGAUUUUAAUAAUGCGGACGGUUCGGAUGAUAUGAGGGAACCAUGA